AUGAUAGAAAAUCUAGGCCGUAAAGAGGAGGGAUGCGUCUACCGUUUAAAGGCAGGCCGCGUUAGAAAAUUGUAUUACAAAGUCUAUUACGACCAAGAUGAAGAUGUUGAAUAUUAUGAUGACCACAUCACAUACAAGACUUUUGAAUUAGUGAAGACGCAAGCUAAAAAGGAUGGAUGGACUGUCCGUAGGAUAUAUGUAGGUUAUCAGGAGCCGUGUUACGUCCUGCAAGGGGCAGGAUCAACAUACGAGGCCGAACCUAGGUGGAAGAUUUUAGACGGAGCGACUGAUCGUAGUCAUACCAAGCCUGAUGAACCAAAUACUUGGACACGACUCAUACACGCAUUCAUUCACUAUACAUACGACCUUAGUGGCAACCAAACGUUAAUAUCACAUCUGGAUUGUGACGAACACGGUAAAAUUAGCAACUCGAUUUGCUAUGACCAAAAUUGCCCUCCAUACCACAGCCGCGACAAACCGGAAAUGAAAGUUUCAGUUGAGCGCGCUUUCAAGUUGUUUCGAGAGCAACACGUGUGCAAUGAUAUAUGCGGUGUUAUUGGCAACGUCAAGAUGGGACCUAUGUAG
Melampsora larici-populina 98AG31 is the source of this 585-nucleotide messenger RNA. RefSeq lists its product as uncharacterized. The transcript is spliced from 4 exons. NCBI's taxonomy places the organism in Eukaryota, Fungi, Basidiomycota, Pucciniomycetes, Pucciniales, Melampsoraceae. Bases 1 to 585 code for a protein of 194 amino acids. Gene Ontology annotation, biological process: protein phosphorylation. Gene Ontology annotation, molecular function: ATP binding; protein serine/threonine kinase activity. The record is from RefSeq and is a predicted model, not a curated record.